AUGGCUGCAGAGCUUCCCAUUCUCAAGGAUGCGCAGUUGCGCCGGCUGGCUAAUAUAAUUUACGGCCAAGAAGUACAGGCCAUACAACACAUCCAAUUCGGCUCCAAACCCGAGCAUGUCAAAUACCUCCGCACCAGCAGAAGCAAUUACGAGGUGGCUUUGGCCCUCCUCGAUGCCGGCGCUGGCUUGGUGAAGAGCAAGUCCGCUGCCACAGCAGACAAAGACGACCGCCGGUCCUUGACCGCUCGCAACGUCUACGAUUACACUGUGUACUGCGUCCACCUCGCACUAGAGGGCAUCUCAAACUACACGGUGAGAAGCGACUACCUCAGCAAAGUAAAAGAACACGCGGAUGAACUGAUUACAACUCUGAGGGAGAUGCACCCCAAAGAUGUUACCAAAAUCGUUAAACUGGCCAACGAUGCGACUCAGUACAGGGACAAGAUGCUGGAGUAUUUUAAGAGCUAG
Molecule: messenger RNA, 468 nt
Organism: Malania oleifera
Lineage: Eukaryota; Viridiplantae; Streptophyta; Magnoliopsida; Santalales; Ximeniaceae
Exons: 1
Coding region: 1-468 (155 amino acids)
Source: RefSeq, a predicted model, not a curated record